Messenger RNA from Protopolystoma xenopodis, 228 nucleotides. The record is from the annotation of a GenBank genome assembly. Lineage: Eukaryota; Metazoa; Platyhelminthes; Monogenea; Polystomatidea; Polystomatidae.
AUGCUCGCCUCGGCCUGGCGGUAUCGGUCUCAGUGUGGCCGGGUUGGGUGUCGCCGGCGGAAUUCCGGUCCACCGGCCCUCGGGUUCGGUACCAAUUGGGUCCUGCCGCCUCGUGCCGCCUUACUUCGCCGGCCUGGGGACGGUCGAUGUGGCCUCUUCUUCAGGCCGACUCAUAAGCUCUCGUCUCCAAUGGCGUGGCCAGGCCGCGCCCGGCUUGUUUGUGUUUAG